AUGCAUCUGCUCGACCUGUCCAAUAUUGUGAAGAAGGGUGUUGCGGAUGCAGGACUCGCUCCUAUGCAAUUCAACACUAUUGGUGUCUCGGAUGGCAUUUCCAUGGGUACCACCGGCAUGCGUUAUAGUCUACAGUCUCGGGAGGUCAUCGCGGACUCGAUAGAGACUGUCAUGCAGGGUCAAUGGUAUGAUGCCAACAUCUCCUUGCCAGGAUGUGACAAGAAUAUGCCUGGCGUGAUGAUGGCCAUUGGUCGUGUCAACCGUCCCUCGAUCAUGGUCUACGGCGGCUCCAUCGCUCCCGGCUGUGCAUCAACUCAGAACAACGCAGAUAUCGAUAUUGUUUCUGCAUUCCAAGCGUACGGUCAAUUCAUUACUGGAGAAAUCAAUGAGGAGCAGCGUUUUGACAUUAUCCGCCAUGCGUGCCCAGGUGGCGGCGCUUGCGGUGGUAUGUAUACCGCUAACACUAUGGCUUCAGCCAUCGAGACCCUCGGUAUGACGUUACCGGGCUCAGCGUCUAACCCCGCCGAGUCACGAGCUAAACAACUCGAGUGUCUGGCUGCUGGAGGCGCGAUUAAGAAUCUCCUCAAACUCGAUCUGCGGCCUCGUGAUAUAAUGACUCGCCAGGCAUUUGAAGACGCAAUGGUACUCGUUAUGAUUACCGGGGGUUCCACCAACGCGGUACUGCAUCUCAUCGCCAUGGCCGACGCAGUGGGUAUUAAGCUUACAAUUGACGACUUCCAAGCUGUAUCCGACCGGACGCCAUUCCUCUCGGAUUUGAAACCUAGCGGAAAAUACGUCUUCAAUGAUCUUCAUACUAUCGGCGGAAUCCCAACCUUGCUGAAGUUCCUCAUCAAGGAAGGCGUUGUAAAGGGUGAGCACAGGACCGUCACUGGCGAGACCCUCAAGAAGAACGUCGAGUCUGCAGCCGACUUCCCUUCAGAUCAGACCAUCAUCAAACCGUUCUCUCAACCAAUCAAGCCUACCGGCCACAUUCAGAUCCUUCGAGGCUCACUCGCACCUGGCGGUUCCGUAGGCAAGAUCACAGGAAAGGAGGGUCUACGAUUCACCGGCAAAGCCAAAGUCUACGACGCGGAAGACCUCUUCAUCGAAGCGCUAGAACGCGGUGAGAUCAAGAAAGGUGAAAAGACUGUGGUAGUGAUCCGGUACGAAGGCCCUAAGGGCGGUCCCGGUAUGCCCGAGAUGCUGAAACCCAGCUCGGCGAUCAUGGGCGCAGGCCUCGGCAAGGACGUUGCACUCAUCACGGACGGCCGUUUCAGUGGUGGUUCGCACGGCUUCCUCAUCGGCCACAUCGUCCCUGAGGCCAUGGAAGGUGGACCCAUCGGCUUGGUUCGAGAUGGUGAUGAAAUCAUCAUCGAUGCGGAGAAGAGAGUCCUCGACUUGAAUGUACACGAGGAUACCCUCGCUACCAGGCGCGAACAAUGGGAGGCAAAUCGACCCGCCCCCCGUGCCACAAGAGGCACACUUGCGAAAUACGCCAGGCUCGUCUCUGAUGCCAGUCAUGGCUGCAUCACGGAUGGUGAGGAUACUGUCGCUUUACAUUGA
Exophiala aquamarina CBS 119918 is the source of this 1563-nucleotide messenger RNA. RefSeq names its product dihydroxy-acid dehydratase, mitochondrial. Gene Ontology annotation, cellular component: mitochondrion. Gene Ontology annotation, biological process: branched-chain amino acid biosynthetic process. Gene Ontology annotation, molecular function: dihydroxy-acid dehydratase activity. Bases 1 to 1563 code for a protein of 520 amino acids. The record is from RefSeq and is a predicted model, not a curated record. NCBI's taxonomy places the organism in Eukaryota, Fungi, Ascomycota, Eurotiomycetes, Chaetothyriales, Herpotrichiellaceae. The transcript has a single exon.